Messenger RNA from Solanum pennellii, 2664 nucleotides. Its product is annotated as protein DEK. Gene Ontology annotation, cellular component: nucleus. The record is from RefSeq and is a predicted model, not a curated record. Bases 222 to 2291 code for a protein of 689 amino acids. NCBI's taxonomy places the organism in Eukaryota, Viridiplantae, Streptophyta, Magnoliopsida, Solanales, Solanaceae. Gene Ontology annotation, biological process: regulation of double-strand break repair; chromatin organization. Gene Ontology annotation, molecular function: histone binding; DNA binding. The transcript has 12 exons.
AAGCCCUUUUAAGUCCGGAAUUUGGAGUCCGCAACGCAAUUUUGUACACAAAACCGAAAAAGUCCCUCCCGACUCUCCUCAGUGUGUGUGUCGAAACGUUGAAACUUAAGAGAGAGAAAAUAAAGAGAGAGAAAACUCAGUUACGAGAGUGUAAACUCUGUGAGCUUUGAGCUGCAAAAAUCAUCAAAUUUUGCUCAUAAAUCUCUAGUUGAGUUUUAGCUAUGGGAGAAGGGGAGACAGUUUCUGAGGUGGUAGAGGCACCUGCUAAUGGAAAUGUGGCAGUGGAAGACAAGAGUGAAGCUGUUGCCAAGGACUUGCACGCGGAAAAGGAUGGAACGAAGGAAGUGAAAGAAGAAGAGAGUAAAGAGAGUGAUAAAGAUGUUGCUGAAAAGAUGGAUAUAGACAAAGAAGAGGCAAAAGAGACCAAAGGAGAAGAAGAGGUGAAAGAGAACAUUGAAAAAGAGGAAGUUGCAAAAGAAGACAAUGAAAAAGAGGAAGAGGCAAAAGAAAACAACGGAAAGGGGGAAGAGGUGAAAGAAACCAAUGAAACUAAAGAAGAAGAGAAACCUGACCAGGAAAUUGAAGUGGAUGAAGAGAAGCCACAAACCAAGAGUGAGGCAAUGGAAGAAGAGCCAGAUAAUAAGGAUGUGGAAGAGGAAAUGGCUGAAGAGCAGGAUAAUAAGGAUGAGGAAAUGGCUGAAGAGCCGGAUAAUAAGGAUGAUGAUGAAGAAAUGGCUGAAGAGCCAGAGAACAAGGAUGAGGAGGUUAGAGAGGAGGGUGAGAAAGAGGAUAACAAAACUAAUGAAAAGCAUAAAGAUAAAGAAGGGUCUAAGAAGAGUGUUAAAUCCAAGGGGCAGAAAGACAAUAAAAGGAAACGAGAAGUUGCACCAAAGAAGGAGAAGGAGCCAAAAACUCCUGCACCCCCAACAAUUGACCGCCCUGUACGUGAACGCAAAUCUGUUGAAAGGCUUGUUGCUUCUAUUGACAGAGAAGCCAACAAGGAAUUCCGUAUUGAAAAGGGUCGUGGAACUGCACUAAAAGAUAUCCCCAAUGUUGCAUACAAAUUAUCCAAAAAGAAGACGGAAGACACAUUCAAAUUGCUGCAUACUAUUCUCUAUGGGCGGCGUGGAAAGGCAGCCCAGAUCAAGAGCAAUAUUUCACGGUUUUCUGGCUUUGUCUGGCAUGAAAAUGAGGAAAAGCAAAAGAUGAAAGUAAAAGAAAAGUUUGACAAGUAUAUUAAAGAGAAGCUGUUGGAAUUCUGUGAUGUACUGGAUAUACCUGUUACCAAAGCUACUUCCAGAAAGGAAGACAUGGUGGUAAAGUUGAUGGACUUUCUGGAAGCUCCUCAUGCCACAACUACUGAGUUGCUUGCCGAGAAGGACCAGUCAAGCAGAGGAAAGAAGCGGAGAAGAGAGAGCAAAAAAAGUCCCUCAUCGGCAUCCGCUAGCUCGAAAGGAUCAACCAAGAGUGGAAAGAAGGCCGAAACUGCACAAAAGGCUGAAAAGAAGAAGAAAGUGCAAGAGUCAGAAGAUGAAUCUGAGCAAGAAGAAGAUGUCCAUGAGGAAUCUGAAGAGGAAAAGACUAAUGGUGUUCCUCAGAGAUCUGAUGAUGAGAAGUCAGAUCAGGCUGAAAGUGAGAAGGAGAGUGAAUCUGAAGAUGAGCCUGAGCCUGAGCCAGAGCAAGAGCCUGAGCCGGAGCCGGAGCCAGAGCCAGAGCCGGAGCCUAAGGAGGACAAGAAAAAGCAUAAGCAGAGUUCAAGUAAAUCUUCAACAAAGAAAGAACCUGCUGUGAAAGCUAAGACCAAGAAACCUGCAGUCUCUAAAGUACCAAGUCCUCCCAAAAAGACCCCUUCAAAAUCAUCAAAGAGCUCAAAGCAUAUUGCUAACGAUGAUGCAACUCCCAAAGCAUCUUCAAAGAAGAAAAAAACUGAAGUCGUUAAAGAAAAAUCUUCAACGCCAAAGAAGUCUACUCCCAGAGAAAAUACUGGGAAAAAGAUUGUAAAGGGAAAGGACAAGAGCAAGGAGGAUAAACUGAGACCAAGUGAUGAUGAACUUAGAAAUGCAAUUUGUGAAAUUCUGAAAGAAGUAGACUUCAAUACGGCUACCUUUACUGACAUUCUGAAGCAACUUGCCAAGCGGUUUGAUACCGAUCUCAUGCCCAGAAAAUCGUCUAUAAAGAUUAUGAUCCAGGAUGAGCUUACUAAACUAGCUGACGAGGAAGAUGAUGAGGAAGAUGAAGGUGAGGCCUUGAAGGAUGCUAAAAAGCCUUCUAGCAAAGGUGUGAAAGCCUGAAAAUAUGAGUAGAAUGUAAUCACAGGAAAUGUAGCCUACACUGUCCGUCUCAAUAACCGAUCUCUUCCUCAUGAAUUUGUGCCUCCAGGUGCUCAUUACGAGUUCAACCAGCUGUAAUCUAUUGUUAAUGUAUCGUUUUAUGAUUAUUACUUUGACUAGGAUAUCGUAGAAUUAUAAAUGCAAGAUUACUGCUUGUAUAAACACAUUUGUAGUUUUUGUUUCUGUCAACUUAUUUAGCUGCCCUGGAUCAUGGAUUACAAGUACAAAUACUGUAGUCAAAAUCAACAUCCAUUUGUGACCAUGUAUGGCUGUUUUCUUAUUUAUUUGUGGGCUGGAAUUUUCCAAGGCUAACUAGUGUUGGAACUUGGAACCA